UGAACAGUCCAGCCUCAUAGCAAGGUCUCAAGAUCUACAAGCUCAACUGGCCGAUUGAGGGGUAUGGCAGACUCGACUGCCGCUAGAAUGCCUCAGGGCAUACGACCUCUCCCGUCAACAAGAAAGACCUCAAAUUCCGUCUUACAAACCUUAUCAAGAUCAUCCCUUGCCCUGUUGUUGCUGGCUUACAUCUUCCUCGUCCAUCUCACGGCGUUAUACCACUUUGCUCGUGGUUUCCUCUUGACCCGCGUCACAUCUCUUCAACGAAGUCCGUCCCACGAUGCCGAUGGGGUUCUUCCACCCUUGCCGGCUACCCACGACAAGGCUAUCAUUGUCAUCAUCGACGCUCUGAGAUCGGACUUUAUCCAUGCAGUACCUGCGAACUCGGAAGUCUAUGAUGAACACUAUCACAAUCAGCUGAGCCUACCGGCAGAACUCAGCUCGACGGAUCCUAUGCAUUCGAUGCUCUUCGAGUUAUACUCCGAUCCUCCUACCACGACUAUGCAACGGUUAAAGGGGUUGACGACGGGGAGUCUUCCUACUUUCAUCGACGCCGGAUCAAAUUUCGCCAGCACCGAGAUCUUGGAGGACAACUUGAUCUCGCAAUGGAAAGCCUCGGGUAAACAAGUCGGCGUUCUAGGGGACGAUACUUGGCUCGGAUUGUACCCGCUCUCACCAGAAGCCGAAAGCAACCAGUCGGUAACGGAAAAGUACUGGAAACGCGAACUCGUACACGGAUUUGAUAGUUUCAACGUCGAAGACCUGCAUACCGUGGACGAAGGGGUGAUAGCCAACUUUUUCCCCAUCCUCGCCAAUGAGAACAAGACUACCGCCAACGAGUGGGAUGUGCUUAUACUGCAUUUCCUCGGUGUUGACCACGUCGGACACCGAGUUGGACCCUCGUCCAGCGUCAUGUCCCGCAAAUUGCAGCAGAUGAACGAGUUUCUGAAGGACACCGUCGAGCGGAUGGAUGAUGAUACUCUGCUUGUCGUGCUCGGUGAUCAUGGGAUGGAUUCGAAGGGCGAUCACGGGGGUGAUGGAAAUGCCGAGACCAGCGCCGGAGGAUGGUUUUACUCGAAGAGCAAGCCUCUUCGGACGACCGUCAUUGAGGAUGUCGAAGAUGCCGAUCAGAAAUACGGAUACCUCAUGAACGACGAGCGAUUCCCCCGGACAAGAAAAGCCAAUCAGAUCGACCUCGUCCCUACUUUAAGUCUACUAUUAGGCACCCCUAUCCCGUAUAACAACCUCGGAAGCGUCAUCCCCGACUUUUUCCUUGCCGACGCUUCUCUCGAAGCCCUGUACUCGGCUGCUCACGCGAACGCCGACCAGAUAGCCAUCUACCUCGAAAGUUACCCCGGCUCCACCCUGAAGGCGUAUCAACACCUCUUAGACGAAGCUUGGGAAAAUGUCAUCACCGCUCGCAUGGACGUGGAAGAGCUCCUCUCGCGCAAACCCGAAGUAGGAUAUGGAGACCAGGACCUUCUGGAUGAUAUGCGGGAGGCGAGGGCGAGGACGAUCGAGGCUGAAAAGGAUUACAUCAAGUUGAGCUUGAAGACACUUCGAGGGCUCUGGGCGCAAUUCUCUAUGCGUUCGAUGGCCCUCGGCUUGGCGCUCUUUGGGAUGAGCAUUCCUGCGCUCUGGUCGCUGUAUGUGGGCAUCAGGAACACCCGAGAAGGCUGGGACGUCUACGUCCGCGAAGUCCUAGUCAUCUCGAUCAAGGUCGGAGGUUUCUUCGGCAGUGUUGUCGGGACAGGAAGAGGUGUAUGGACUCGAGUGCCGAGCGAAGCACUAGGCUGGGCUUGGUCGGCGGGAGUGUUUGGAAGUCUGGCUACCGUGUUAGCGACCGGUCUUCCUGCGAUGGGCAAGACCACAGCCAACUUCCUCUUGCGUCCCAAGUUGAUGCAGAUGGUCGCUUCUGGAUUCUUGUUCCUCUAUUCGAUCGCCUUUGCCGCCAACUCGUUCAUCAUCUGGGAAGACCGCAUGUCCUCCUUCAUGUUGACGUCAAUCUUGCUCUUGCCCGUGAUCAAGGCUUUGACCGCCCCGACGCACCGGCUGCGACUACGGAUCCUAGGGUUCUCUUUCGCCGCGGCGGUCUUGGUUCGGUUGAUCUCGAUCAGCACGGUCUGCCGAGAAGAACAGGGUGGAUCAUGUCAUUUGACUUUUUACGCUGGAGCGACAUCACCCAUGGCGCCCGCCGUCGUUCUCGCUGCGAUCUUGCCGCUCGGAUGGUACCUACCCAAGAUCAUCGGACUGGUCCUGAACGAGUCCAAGUCCAACUCGGGCCCUGCCCCGUUGUUCCUCUUGGGCGUCCAAGUCGAGCUGGCUCUAGCCGCCCUCUAUUGGAUCUUGGAGUACGCGGAGCACUGGGAUGGCAUGAAUCAAGAUAGGUUGCCUCUGGUCAAGAUCUUGAAGGUCUGGAUCGCUCGAGCCGCAUUUGGUUUGAUUUUGGGAGCGAGCGGAGCGGUAUGGACCGGUAUGCCCCUGUGUAUCGAGGUCAAGCGGGAAGAACAAGCCGCCUCUCUCAUCAAGGAAGCCGAAGGUGUCGAUGGACAGGCAAGCAAUACCCCGCAGGUCGUCGUCUAUGGCUUCGCCAACGCUUUCGGUUCCAGCUACUUGCUCUUCAUGAUGCUCGGUUUCGCCGUGCUCUUCCUCGUCAGCCUUCCUACAGGUCAGGUGGUCAUGGCGCUAGGUUUGCUGGCCAUGAUCUGCCACCUCGAGGCCUUGGACGCUAUGCGGGACGCACACGCAAUGUCGGCCGCAUUUAGCGCUAGCGGGUCACCAGAACAAUUCGACGAGGCGACCCUGAUGAGCUCGCAAAACCAGCCACCAAAGUUCAGGGAGACCGCCGGAUUCGCCCUGUUGGGACACGUACUGUUCUUUGCGACGGGCCAUCAAGCCAGUUUCACCAACAUUCAAUGGAAGGCCGCUUUCAUCGGAGUCUAUUCGGUCGUCUACCCGGUUUCACCGUUACUCGUCGCCCUCAACACGUAUGGCGGGUACAUCCUCCUCGCCCUAUCGAUCCCUCUUCUCGCCCUCUGGAACGUCUCACCAACCCCUCGAGGCCGCAAUCCCGUCAUCGCGGAUACUCUGCAAGCGAUGCUUGCAUUCAUCCUGCAAUACACCUCGAUCACGUUUACGAGCGCGUUCUUUGCCGCCUGGCUGAGACGGCACCUGAUGGUGUGGAAAGUGUUUGCACCACGCUUCAUGUUGGCCGGUACGACGCUGCUCGUCAUCGAGCUCACGCUCAUCAUGGCGAUGGGUCUAGGAGUUCGAGGCGUCUCGGCCAAAGUCGCCAAGACUUUCAAGACCGAGUCGAUAUGAGGUGAUUGAGCUGAAGAAGACAACAAAAGCAGAUAGAUGGAGACAUCGCGCAUGGUGUCGAUGUACGAUAACAGAAGCAUUGCAUUCGCAUCCACAAAAACAUGACACGUCUUACAAGACUUGAAGCGCGAUGUUACAGCUACCCGACGCUCUGGCAUGCCUUGGGUAAUGGAGGGCUUGCGCUUGGCGAUGCGCUUCCGAUUGGUUCGCUUCGCACAACCCGCGAGUUAUGACGAAGUCACGGACCUGGUCGAUUGUUGACUUUACCAACAAUGUAUACCCGCUUGACUCGGUGCGAUUGUCAUCAGUCCUCGUAGUUGCCU
This is a messenger RNA of Filobasidium floriforme, 3644 nucleotides long. Its product is annotated as putative ER membrane localized phosphoryltransferase. Lineage: Eukaryota; Fungi; Basidiomycota; Tremellomycetes; Filobasidiales; Filobasidiaceae. Gene Ontology annotation, molecular function: mannose-ethanolamine phosphotransferase activity. Bases 64 to 3321 code for a protein of 1085 amino acids. The transcript is spliced from 3 exons. The record is from RefSeq and is a predicted model, not a curated record. Gene Ontology annotation, biological process: GPI anchor biosynthetic process. Gene Ontology annotation, cellular component: endoplasmic reticulum membrane.